AUGAAGAAUGCUGCUAAAAAGAAUCAAGGUAAACCUACCCAAGAGUACCUGGAGGCCCAAAACUCUAAAUUAGAUGAAGAAUGGGAAAAUGAGAAUGAAUUAAUAAAUGUCGAUGAAUACAUGACCCAAGAGUGGGAAGAAGAACUUAUCAAUAGUGAGUUAGAAUGGGCAAUAAACUACCAAAACCUCUUACUCGAGUUGGACAGGGAAGCAAAUAGGGAAAUAACCUGGUUAACCGAAAAUGGGUAUCAAAAUAGGCAAACUAAUAACUAUUACCUUGAAAGUGAAGCACAACCUAUGAACUGUGAUGAAGGAGAAGCUGCUGAAGGACUUGAAUUCGAAGAUAGCAGUGAUGAGGAGUAUGAAGAUACUAGAUAUGGCUGCUAUCAAAGUCAUUUAGAACAUAACCACUAUUGGUGGAAUACCCACAAAGAAGAUAUAGACUUCAACCCAAAUUUUAACUCAGAAGACUGGAAACAAUAUCAACUCUCCAGUGACUAUAUCGAUUGGGAAAGUUGCCCUAUUCAAGCAACUAACCCAACUUUACAAAUACCUAUUCUUUUUAAGCAUAGACGUGGUUACCAAAAGGAUACAAACUUAAAAAAAUCAAUUACGGCUGCAAAAGUUGAAAAAUUAGUAGCCACAUUAGAUAACAAAGCCUCAGAAAAGCUACUAGAAGAAAAGAAACUCUCAGAAAAGCCUAAAGAAG
This is a messenger RNA of Dentiscutata erythropus, 709 nucleotides long. NCBI's taxonomy places the organism in Eukaryota, Fungi, Glomeromycota, Glomeromycetes, Diversisporales, Gigasporaceae. The record is from the annotation of a GenBank genome assembly.